Molecule: messenger RNA, 3516 nt
Organism: Neoarthrinium moseri
Lineage: Eukaryota; Fungi; Ascomycota; Sordariomycetes; Amphisphaeriales; Apiosporaceae
Exons: 7
Coding region: 1-3516 (1171 amino acids)
Molecular function (GO): ATP binding; ATP-dependent chromatin remodeler activity
Source: RefSeq, a predicted model, not a curated record
AUGAUAAAUGUUGAUGGGCCCUCAGCGGAUCAGAACCAAUCUGAAUUUCUUCUAUGUGAUCUCAGUGACAAGAAAGAAGUUGCGGCAAACAGAUAUUGCCACCCAGACCGCAACAUUUCUGUGCCUCGUACCGGAGGCUCGGUUGAGCCCGAGUCGCAAGUCGCUCAACAGAACUACUCAUCUAAAAAGGUUGACAGAGCGACGGGCGACAUGGAUUUGAACCAAGUUCACUCGGACGAUUUGUGCUCUGGGGCAUCCAAUUACAGCAAUAACAGUGCGACACUUCAUAGUGGAGAUGCUUUCCUUAUUCCACGAACUGGCAUCGAAGUGACCAAACAACAUCAUAACCAUAUCAUGCAUGGUUCACAUACAAGUAACAUCUCCGGUGCUAAUCUAAUAAGCGCGUCGGUUAUACCGACACUUCAGAAACCAAUCGACAAUGUAUCCUUCUUUACCCAAUCAGCCACAAACCCUUAUAAGAACCAUAUCGCACGUCGAGAUGAUGAUGCAGACGACGAAUCAUUAUUUGUCCCAUCUCAACGAAGUACUCCAAAGCCUCCCCAAAGUGACUAUCAUAAGUUGAAAUACGAAAAGGUACCUGAUACGGCCACGGACAAGCAGGUCCCGCAUCUAGCGACUUCAGUAAAAAGCGGCGCUGCAUCCAGAAUACCACCUGGUAAUGAUGACCAGUUACAUAACGUAUGCACUGAAUUCUACAAUGACCGCAGUGAUGAAUCUCAAUUGAGACAUCCGACUUCUGGCCAUGCCGUCCCGUCCAGCACAGGACGCACCCAGAGAGAGCCGCAACUAUUAGACCAGCCGAUGGAGGAUGCCGCUUCGUCGACUAUAUCCUGCGAAUCGCUAAGAGAAGCUUUGAAGGACCUGAAACAUCAAAAGGCUAUACUGGAGGAUGACGCAAUCAUGCAUCCUAAUGAUGCUGACAUAAAACAGAAUAUACUGGAUAUCGACGUGUUAAUUGAGGAAAUCACCGUUCAGGUCCGUGAGGCAAUGCUAUCUCAACGCUCACAGAGUGCGGAUCAAACGCAUAAAUACUCACAAGCUGAGAAGAGAAAGAGAUCAGACGACAUGAAAAUGGGAUCCAAAAAACAGAAGGUCGAUAUACAGGGGCAGAAGGCUCCAGACGAUGACAUGAAGAUGAAGUCAAGGGUUCAGAUCAAAGACCACCACGACUUUUGGCAAGAGUACUCCAAGAAGCAAAAGAGCGACAUCAAUAAGAUCUAUAGGAUCCUAGCACGUGAACCCAAAAAUUAUCCUAGAAUCUCGCAGCAAAAAGAGACAUUGGAGGAAGUUGACAGCCAGACAGUGUUUGGAACGCAGCAGAAACCGGAACCUAAUGCUGCCCUCUCCAGGUUGAUGAGCUACAGUGAUCCUAUGCAGGCGCGCAUAAUUCAAAGUGACCAUCCUGAUAUGAGGGACAUCAAGGCUACCAACAAGAAAGAACAAUUAAAGCAGCAACGAAAGAACGUACCGGAAGGUUGUGACAUGAACAAAUUCUGGGACGACCGGCGUCUUCUAGAGAAUGCUAUAGACACUUUCGGUUACAAGAAAUGCAAGCCAUCCAACGGUAUGUGGCGUCUCGAAGGAAUUAUCACACCUCUGCAUGACUACCAGAUCCUCGGUGAUUCUUGGAUGAUCAUUAAAGAGCUCAGCAGAGACAGAGGUGGAAUCCUCGCGGAUCAGAUGGGGUUAGGCAAGACAAUCCAGUGCCUUGCCACUGCCAUGGUCAACAGACCAAUAACAAAACAAUCUCAAGACAGACCGAAGGCAACUCUUAUUGUUGUCCCAGCCACCAUACGCCAGCAAUGGAUGCAAGCUAUCGAGGAUCAUGUAGAUUCGAACGUCAUGAAAGGCUGCCUACCCUACAAAUCUGGCAUAGGCAUGAAUGUAGAUGCACUAGAAUGCAUGGCCUUUGUCAUAGCCACAUAUGAUGACAUAAGGGCGUCGUAUUACCCGUCAAAUAUCCUCAAGAAGAUUGAGCUUGGGGAUUAUACUGAUGAGGAAAAAGACACGCUAAAGAAGACGCAUCUCGGGCCUUUACAUAGGAUGCGAUUCCAUCGAGUCAUCUUGGACGAGGCACACAAUAUCAAGGGCGACAAGACUCAAGGUGCAUCUGCCUGCGGUGCUUUGAUGUCAACUUAUAGAUGGUGUGUUACAGGAACCCCCCUCAUUAACGACCCUAUUGAUGUCGUCAAUGAUUUUGUAGACCGCACCAACGAGCUGCUUCAAAAACAUGAGGAAAACGGAACGACGCCUCCGAAGGAACUCAACCAUGCGCACCUAACGUUAUGCUUGCGACUUCGACAGGCAGCUACGCACUUAUUCCUCUUGGAGCCUGUCAUAAAGAGGAUCAUGAGACGAGAAGAUAUCGAACGCAUACAGGCCGAACUCCAGGCAAUCAACGAGAAAACUCUGCUCUGUAAACAGAUCGAAAGUUCCAUUCCGACAGCCAUGGACGAGGCUACAUUUGGAGCCAGUAAAUACGACCAUGCGUUUGACGUGUCAUCUGGGAUGGAAUUGGCUUUACUAUGGCACAGUGAAGGAGUCUGUAAAGGCUGCCUCACUGAACUUAAAAAUGCCCAAAUAUACUCUUGCGGUCAUAAGCUAUGCGGCUCGUGUGUCGGCAUCAUGAUAGUCAAAGCCAGUCAGUUGCGGUGCGCAAAGCCGCGGUGCAUUGAAUGCAAUCAAGAAUUGGAAGGGGGAAGACCUGAUGUUACAAAGAUCGACGAGGACGAAGACGGCCUGAGUGUUGAUGAUGAAAGUGACUAUGGUUCCUCGAACGGAAACGAGUACACUUCUGCUCAUGCUGAAGAGGAUGCAGAUUAUCGAAGAUUCAAGGAGGUUCAGGCGACGGUCAACUCAUCUCGAACAAAAUCGCCUAAAGGGAAGGACGGCAAACCUCUCAACUUCCAACCUCGUGGCGAAGCUUUCAUGACAUCUUUGCUCACCGAAUGCGACAAAAGAUAUUCCGCAAACAACCCAGUCAUCCCCAGUUCCAAAAUUGGCAAAGCCAUAGAAGUGGUGAAAUGCUGGCAAAGAGAAAGUCCCUCUGACAAAAUCAUCAUCUUUCAACAGUUCUUGGGAGGAAUUGGUGGCUUGAGCGCCGCCAAACGCGACAAGGCCAUCGAAGCGUUCAAGAACAGCUCCAAAAUCAAAGUCAUGGUGGCAUCACUCAAAUGUGGUGGCGUUGGUUUGAAUCUGACCUGUGCCAACCGCGUCAUUCUCGUUGAGCCGUGGUUCAACCACCACAUGGAGCUCCAGGCAUUCGCAAGAGUCUUUCGUUUGGGACAGAUGAAGCCAUGCUACUUCGUCAAUCUCAUUGCCACUGGCACUUUGGACGAGAAAAUCUUCGAGAAGCAGAACAAGAAGCUCAAAGACAUCGAGGAAUGCUUCGGUGCAGCGUUUAGAGGUAAAGGAAAACUUAGACUGGGCGACGUCAUGGGUCUCCUCGGCACAACAUCGAACGAUGUGGAUAACAACGCUGCCCAAAACGCGUAG